This is a messenger RNA of Closterium sp. Naga37s-1, 3513 nucleotides long. NCBI's taxonomy places the organism in Eukaryota, Viridiplantae, Streptophyta, Zygnematophyceae, Desmidiales, Closteriaceae. The record is from the annotation of a GenBank genome assembly.
AUGCUUUCACGAAACCCCAACACGCACUACCCUCCCUUCUCCCAUUUCCCCCUCUUCAUCACACCCCACUUCCCCGCGCUGCCCCGUUCCCCCGUCCCCGUCCCCCUGCUACCUGGGCAGCUGAAUGCAGUGAUGGCGGUCGGUCCGCGCUGGCAGCUGGACACCUUUCUGGGCGGCACUGCCCGCCUCUGUGCCAUCCAGAAGGCCCUGCGCGCGCGGCUAAACGACAAAGAAGGGGCUGCUGGAGGAGUGGGGGGGAUAGCGGGUGAAGGCUUCGGGGGAAGGAAGGCGGAAUAUUACGAAGGCGGGGAGAGCAGCAGAGAUGACAUGGGAAUGUGGGGGACUAAAGGGUAUGGCAGCACCAGUGGUGCUGCUGCCAGCUAUGGUGAUGAUCAAACGGGAGGGAGGGAAGAAGCAGGAGGAGGAGCGAUGGAAGAAGCAGGAUUCGCAGAGCGAUGCAUGGAGAUGCUUAUAGAGGAGUUCAAGGAUAGCCUGGUGAAGCACUGCAAGGCGUUUGAGGUGCCGAUGGCGAAGGGUGUUUUGGACCUCAGUGUCCGAUCUGCUUCGCCUCUCCCCCGCUCUGUGUCUGCUGGUGAUGAUGCUCUUGGUACUGGGGCUGCUGCUGCUGCUGCUGCUGCUGCUGCUGCUGCUGCUGCUGCUGCUGCUGUUGCUGCUGCUGAUUCUGGCGAAAUGGGAGAGAAGAGUGGAGGGAAUGUGGAAAGAGUAGGGGAAGGAGGAAGAGGGUGGAGAGGAGGUAGAGGAAGAGGAGAUGCGGCAUCAUGGACUGGCAGCAAAGGGAAAGCUUCUGGGAGUGGCAUGGAAGGAGAGAUGACAGAAGAGGAAGCGAGUGUGCAUAAGCGCACGAUGUCAGACGAUCUGUUUGCGCGUGAUCCCCUGCAUGCAGCCUUCGGUGUGUGCCACCGUAGCCCCCAGGUCUCCCCCAACUCCAACCCUUCUGCUGUGGCCGCUGGAAGGGACGGGACAGCAGGUGGAGGAGAAGGAAGUGCAGAAGGAAUGGGAGGAGUAGCAGCAGCAGUGAUGGCGGCAGCAGGGAAAUGUCCAGCGCAUCGUUUCAGCACUCCACAUGUGGAGAUUCCCUGCAUCCCUGAGCUCAUAUCCCCUAAGCAGACCCAUCCCCAUCCCCUCUUUGUGGAAUUAGAAGCUGUGGAAGUAGAAGAUACCUUUGCAGCAGAAUCCCAUGCAAGGAUGGGGGCAAAUGCUAGCGGAAACCACUAUGCCUGUGCUCAAAACGAGGCUGCUACAAAUGGGGAUGAGGAGGAAGAUGGGGGGGGUUCCUCCAAUUUCACGUUCUCUCCUCUCUCAGACACAUCAGGCUCGGGAAGCUCUGCUUCGGUGUCCCGAAGCACCCGGGCAGCUGCAGAAGACAUCCCGAACCUGCUGCCCUCACCAGUCCAGAUGUCCGGACCUGCGUCUAUUGUGAGUGGUGUGUCUGCGAUCCACGCUCGGAAGAACCGAAGCUCUCAAUUAGCUCGGGCCGAAUCAGAUGCAGCCGCAGCAGUGGAGGGCGCACGGCGGUUCUCACGUCGGGAGAGGGAGCAGCAGAAGAAGCAGCAGGAGAGGAAUCGGCAGCAGGUUCAGGAGGAAGAGGACUUGUAUCCGCUCCCGGACCUGCCAAGUCAGGCUUGGCAGAGCCGAGCCACCAGGCAUGGUCGGUCUCAGUCCGCUGCAGCGAAUUUCACCGUUGUACCUCGAAGGAGUACGAGAGGAGGGCUAAGUGUCGAGGCUGGAACGAAUGUAACUGUAACAGGAGAUGCUUCUGGAGGGGCAGGGGCAGGGGGGUUGAGAGCAGGAACUGGGGGGGCGGAGCCUCUUCCCCUUUUAGGGGGAGCCAGAGCACGGAAGGGGGAGUCUGGUCCUCUGGCGAGACCAAGGGGGAUUGGGGGAGUGGGAUUAGGAGGAGCAGUGGGUAGGAGUGAGAGAGGAGGGGGGAUGGAGGAGGACGGGCAGCAGCAGCUGGUGCCAUGGCUGCCUGUGAAGGCAGUACCAACUCUGGAAAGAAUCGCUCAGCAGCUAGCAGAGGGCAGCAAAGCAAAGGAGUGCAUGGUUGAGUACUGCACACUGCGGGCAGCGGCCCUUGAAGCAGCCAUAGCAGCUCUGGAGAUGGGGGAAGUGCGCGCCCCUGCCCAUCCCACCCUUUGUUGUCUUUUAUUAUCCAUAUCGCCCUCCUUCCCUCCACCCUCUGUUGCGCACUGUAUACCUCCCGUUGUUCACAGCACACUGCGGGCAGCGGCCCUCGAAGCAGCCAUAGCAGCUCUGGAGAUGGGGGAAGUGCGCGCCCCUGCCCUCUCCGCCCUGCCCUGGAGUUCCCAAGAGGCCUUUCUCAAGGCCUGGGUGCGAGAUGCCUACCUCCUGGUGAGUGCAGUGGCAACUGUCAGCUUGACUUUCAGUCGACUCAGAAGUCAACUCAGUGCCCUCUCUGCCCUGCCCUGGAGUUCCCAAGAGGCCUUUCUCAAGGCCCGGGUGCGAAAUCCCUACCUGCUGGUGAGCGUGAUGGUGACGAUCAGCCUUAGUUUGAUGGACGUGCUGCUAGUAGCGGAGCGCUUCCUCUGCGACAGCGUGUUCCUCUUCUCCCACAACCUCUCCACGCGCUCCUUCCGCCGCGUCGUGCGGCGAGCAGCAGCGCUGAAGCAGGCGCUGCACCUGCUGUGCGGCAACGCUGCUGCCAUCUGCUCGUCUGAUGAACAGCCAGAGAAGCUGUUCAGUCUGCUGGAUAUGAUUCAGACCACCCAGGACCUUGGGUCACAGGCGCUGCAUCUGCUGUGCGUUAACGCUGCUGCCAUCUGCUCGUCUGAUGAGCAGCCAGAGAAGCUGUUCAGUCUGCUGGAUAUGAUUCAGACCACCCAGGACCUUGGGUCACAGAUGGAAGAUGUGCUGAUGGCAGCAGGCAUGGAAAAAGCCCAUGAGCAAUGGAAGAAGCUGCCAAAACUGCUGACAUCAGCAGCAAUAGCGUCCAUCGAUAAGCUCAAGGAGAGGCUGAACGAUGUGGGUGCGGCGCAGCAGGCCAUGGCUGUUGCAGCAUCGCCACGGUCUGCACAGAAGAUUUUCAGGUUGUGGAAGGCACCAGCGGAAGAGAGGCCAAGGGAAGAAACGGAUGUGUCAGUGCAUGCUAUCACCAGCUACACUGUCAACUACGUCAACCAGCUGCUACGCAAAGCGUGUGCAGGAGAAGAGGAGGGGAGACAGGCACAAGAAGAGUAUUGGACGAGGAAAUCAGUUUCUUACCCCCUCGCUCUCUCCUCUCACUGCCACAGAGACGGUUCUCGGUAUGCGCGCAUGCUGGAGAGCGUGUACAGGCGAAGGGGAGGGGAGACAGGCACAAGAAGAGUGCUGAACGAGGAGAUCAGUGACCUUCUAGCGGCGCUGCACCACAACAUGGAAGUGCGGGCAGAGGUCAUUGCAGAGCGUACUGUUGCUGCUCUCUUCAUGCUCAACAACACUGCCUAUUGCAAGCACGAGCAUGAAGGAGGCUAUGAAGCAGUCCGAGCGGCUUAA